UGAGUGUGAUCAAUGAGUGUGUGUGACUAGAGAGUGUGUGUGUCAGUGAGUGAAUAAGUGUGUCAGUGAGCUCUGGGCUCGAGUGAAGUGAUUCGCCAAUGAUUGAGUAGUAGGCUGUAUGUUUUGGUUGGAGGUGGGUGCUUAUCAGUUGAUGUGAGCAGGGCUAAGUGUUAUCAUUAAGUAUUGGGCUGUCACUGUGAGCAGGUUGAGAAUAAAUGUUGUGAAAAUAAAAGCUGAAAGCUGUUGGUAUGAUGGGACUGAAAUUAUAUUAGGUGGUGCGGAUGUGAGCAGAAACAAUGUGUAUCUAAGUAAUAAUGAGUGUGUGCAUAGUAUGCACUGCCCUCCUAUGCUGGAUUUGGAUCAGACACAGUGUCUGCCUCACCCAAUCCAGUUGGUACAAGCCUGCAACUUACCCAGUGUGCCACGCCUCACAUCACAACAUGGGAAACCGACCAAUGAUUCACGUCAAGGCACGAAGCUCCCCCUAUCCAGGGUCUCAGGUCCAGCGCUUCACUGUUCCUGACAGCUAUGUCAGCUGGAGCUUGGCAUGGCCAGAAUAUGAGCCAGUGGAUUACACAGCAGGCAGUGUCCAGGCUAGCCCUGAGUGGGCAGAUCCUGACUUCAGGAAGACAGGACAAUCAGAACAUGGUCCAAAAUUCAAUGCUCUGGAUGGUAAAAUCGAUCGGAGGAGUUAUCUGGGGUGCUAUGAACUAGAUGAAGAUAAGCUGCCUCAGAAUCCAAUGGGAAGAACGGGAAUCACUUCUCGAGGAUUGUUGGGAAAAUGGGGACCAAACCAUGCUGCUGAUCCCAUUGUCACACGAUGGAAGAGAGAGGCAGGAGAGAAGGUGAUUCAUGAGCAAUCCGGCAAACCUAUCCUGCAGUUUGUUACAAUAAAACGAAAGGAUUGUGGAGAAUGGGCAAUUCCUGGGGGCAUGGUAGAUGAUGGGGAGCUUGUGUCAGUGACCCUGAAACGUGAGUUUGGGGAAGAAGCUCUUGAUUCUCUGGCUGCCUCCACGUCUGAGAAGAAUCGCUUGAGGAGACUGUUCCAAAGUAUUUUCAGUAAAGAGAAUUCCAAGGAAGUGUAUGCAGGAUACGUGGAUGAUCCUCGAAACACUGACAAUGCUUGGGUGGAAACGGUGGCAAUAAAUUUUCAUGAUGAGACAGGAGACAGUGUGGGACAGUUGGAUUUGCAUUCAGGUGAUGAUGCUGGCUCUGUCCAGUGGGCUGAUAUUGACCAAAAUCUCCAACUCUAUGCCACACACAGCCACUUCCUGAAGAGCGUCACUGAGCUGAGGGAUGCCCACUGGUAGUGAAGAACAGUGAUCAAGAUGGUCCAAGAGACAUUAACUCAAUGCGAAGUGUACAAAGAAUGAAUAAAAUGGAGGGGGUAGGCACAGGGUGGUAGCAGCUUGUGCUUAGUAGUGUGUGGUCAGCACACAAUGUUAUCCACAUUUAGAGAUUUUUGGCCACAGAGCACAGGUUUUGUUUCAAAAUCUCACAGGCUCAAUUUCCUAUCUGUUGAGAUCAGGAGCACUCAGUGCUAGUACAAUGAUGGCCUAGACCGUCCAUUAGCACUUGCUGCAUCAGCCUCAUUGAGAGUUACACAUAUUGGAUGUUGCUAAUCCCUAACUGAAUACCUCCUUAAGGUUCCUGUCAAACUUUUUUCAAGUAAUUUGCACAUUCUGGGUCAGAUUCUGUGUUACUAGAUUGGAAUAUCAUUUGUAAAGAAUAACCUUACAAUGUCGUCCACUCUAUUCCUUCGUCCCUUGCAUUCUGCCCCUCUUUCCUCUGUCACUUGUCCCCAUCCUCCGCCACUCCCCCAAUCAUCCUUGUCCUUUCACCCUCCUUUCUCUGAUUAGCUCCCUUUUAUUAUUCAUUGCUAAUCAUGUUUUGACGAAAAUGCAAAAAAGUUCUUAAACAAUUCAUUUCAUUGUCAAAGAAUAAACAUCAUCAAUUUCUGACUCAUUAUUAAAAGUAAAUGUUGAACUGUGAGUGAAAAAAAACAUCUAUUAAAAUAUCCUCUGUGUACUCAGGCUGCAGUGAUUUGAUUCCAUAUACUGCCUAAGUUUAAGUUGAGAGAAAUUUAACUUUGUUUUCCUAAAAUGCUAAUCCUUGGGCUCAUCUCUGAAACAGAACCUGCGAAAGAGGGGGAAAUUAUACAUAUUGGUUGUCAUUUGUAGCCCACUGGGCAACACUGUCACUGUCAAAUCAGCAUCUCAAGGCUUUGAGUAUCAUUCCAUGAAUUUGGCACAAAAGCUAGUGCUGAUAGAGUCCUGCUGUCAGUGCUAUUUUUCACAUUAAACAGAGGCCCUGUCUGUCCCCAGGUAUACGUGAAAUAUCCUCGAGCCUAGUA
Molecule: messenger RNA, 2353 nt
Organism: Chiloscyllium plagiosum (whitespotted bambooshark)
Lineage: Eukaryota; Metazoa; Chordata; Chondrichthyes; Orectolobiformes; Hemiscylliidae
Product: ADP-ribose pyrophosphatase-like
Molecular function (GO): ADP-ribose diphosphatase activity
Source: RefSeq, a predicted model, not a curated record